AUGUUUGAUUCAAUAUCACAACCAGAUAUGAAUGGAGUUAUUAGCACUCUCGAUGACAAGGACUUAUACAAGCAAGUUAUCUCAAAGUGUUCAAAAGUAUCAGCAGCAGGCCUAGAUAUUAUCACAUAUAGCAUAAUCAAAGCUCAUCCAGACAAAUUUGCUGAGAUUAUAGCAAUGAUAUCGCAGAAGAUGCUCGAAUUAGGGAAGUUCCCACUGCUCUGGUGCAAAGCGAGAUCCAAUCUCAUUUAUAAGGGAGGUGAUCUAGGUCACACUGGAAGCUAA
Molecule: messenger RNA, 282 nt
Organism: Trichomonas vaginalis G3
Lineage: Eukaryota; Parabasalia; Trichomonadida; Trichomonadidae
Exons: 1
Coding region: 1-282 (93 amino acids)
Source: RefSeq, a predicted model, not a curated record